CUUUAUUCUGGCACGUUCGCUUUUAUUCUAGCUUGGUGUUUAGUUUGAAGCGGUUCUAUAUACAUACAUAUAGUGAAUCAAAGCGUAAAAACUUCGUUACUUUUACGCGCAUAUUUUAUAAACAGUUUUCGCCAAGUGAAAUCUUUAUUGUAAAAAGUGUGCGAAUCUCUAGAGUCUAGAGACGUCAGUCAGUACAGUUUCUGCUUGAUAGCUGUAUCGCUGCAUAAUCCCAUUAAUUAUUGUUAUGUCGUUAACGAAAAAGGAUCCUACACUGCGCGUUGCUGCCAAUGAUCCACAUUUGGUCAGUUUAGGAGGUGGACGUUUGAGUACGGCAGUUACUAUACAUUACAUACCCAUAGGUGAUAUGACUAUUGGCUCAGCCUCCAGUUGCAGCAUAUCUUUGAAUGGCAGCGGCGUUCGACCGAUUCAUUGCACCAUCUAUCGCAGCGAGGAGAACGAAGUGACCAUCGUACCAGAGCAUGAUGCUCGCAUACUAAUUGAUGGUACGAAGAUCACACAUGAGACCAAUUUGACUCAGGGUGCCAUGAUCACUAUUGGAAAUUCAAAUUAUUUACGUUUCAAUAAUCCAGCCGAAGCUCAGAUGAUGCGCUCUGCUAUGGGUUCGAAUGAACGCAUUUCCAUGCCACAGAUAGACUUCACGCAAGUGCCACGACGGGACUCGACCAAGAGCCUGAGCUCGAGCAGCGGCAGUGCAGAUGCCCGCCAAUCAUUAGCCAUCAAUUCAUUUUAUGAAGAACAUAUCAGUCCAAUAACAAAUGCACAGAUGCCAAUGUCAAUGGGUAGAGAAUGCACGAAGAGUAUUUUUGGUAGCAGUAAAUCUUUGUAUAACAACGUCGCAACAGCACCAAUCGAUAUAAACGGACUACACUGCCCUAAGGUAUUCACCGCCGACCUGGUGACUGUGAAUAUGCCAGCAAAGGAUGUGCUGGGUCAAAAAUACGCCAACUUCGCAAAAAAUUUAGCUGAAAAUCAUCGCAACGAUAAGAACUCCUCUCCCGUGCGGAACAAUCAGUUGAAUAAUAGCUUAAAGGGAAAUGGUCAGAAUGGAACAGGAAAUUAUGUCAAUGUUCCGAGCACAUCGAAUUUCAUACAGAACACAAGCACCAACUUAAAUGGGAGUGGAGAGUUCUUGGCAAAGGUGAAUAAUACGACGCCGCUGCGAAGCGCGAGCGGUGUUCAUCACCACAAUGUGCCAGCCUAUGACCGUUACCCAAAACCAGGUACCUAUGGAGGUCUUCAAAUCUAUCCUAUGAACGGAUUGAAUACCGAAAUUAAUAGCAGCUCAGCGAAUUCGUCGCCGCUGCAUCGUUUGCAAUACGAGAGUUCGCCCAGCAUGCAGCGAAGAAAUCUGUCCAGCUUAAGUAGCUCAGAGAAUGAACGCCUUGAAGACAUGCUGAAGAUAUGUACUGAAUAUUCCGAUCGCCAAAAUCAAAGUUGUGCCGCGUCCCUCACCUCUUCACCUAUUGUUCAAAACCGAAUCAAAACAAACGGGUCACUGCCACGCGACAAGAAGUCACCUUUCUACCACGACCUAUCCGGCUCGCAGCUUCAGCAAUCGUUCUCAGGCAGCAGCGGCAAUCUCAACACCAAGGCACAUAACGGUUCAAUUUCCAGUUCUACUGGUUAUGAAAAUGUGCGAUUGGUUGGCCAGAACCGGGUGGAAAUCGGUGGUCAAACUCAAGGCCCUAGUUCACCAAAAACAGGUUAUGAAAAUGUGGUUAUGGGCAAGUAUGUACCCCAAAGUCCGCGUACAAAAAUUCGCACGACUUGUAUGUCGCCAAAAAAGGACCAUUCGUUUAGCAAUGCAUACGGUCAAGCACCCAUCGCUGCCGUACCACCACCAGUGGCACCCAAGCCACCCAAACAGAGUGAAUACGAGCAGCUGAUAAAGACUUUUGAGGAGAAACUCAAAUUAGAAAUGCAAGCCAUAGAGGAGAGCUGCCGUUAUCAGCCGAGGAGUGCUGUUAAAACCGCGUCGGUAUCAGCUGAUCAUUCGCCAGCGAAGCGUACAAAUAAAAAUAUUAACAAUCUCACGCUAAACUUGCACGAAUCGAAUUCAUUGCAAAAUUCGCCCAGGCUGCAAAAGAAGCCGGCACCAGCACCGCGAAUGUUCUCAAAAACAGCUUUGAUGAGCUUUAACAACGCUGGCGCUACAAAAAGUUCGAAUUUUACUGAUAAUGGCAUUUCUCUGCCGAAAACAGCCGCGGCUGCUGAAUUAAAACCGAUUUUGGGUGACUGUGAAGACAUUGAAAAACUUAAACAAACCAGAAAGCAGCUCUUAAUGCGAGUACAGGAAUUGAAGAAUGAAAUCUCGGAGCUACAAAAGAUGGAGGCAGAAGAACUGAGGGAGUUGGAUAUGGAAAAGGCGCUGGUUACUGCCGAAGUACACUCCGUCGGUGAUUCUGUUGGUGAGUUGGAGACGCAGCUUGAGCUCUUGCAGAACAAAAUCCAUCGCUUUGAAGCGCAGCGUAAUGCCACGCGCGUCAUGGAGGAAAAUCAGCAGGCAAAACUAAAGCAGUCAAUUGAAAUGAAGCAGGAUCAAGCGAAGAAAUUAAAGUCGAUGUUGCAGCAGAAACCGAGUAAUGACUGUCUAAAAGAAGAACUCCAUAAUGUGAGCGAAUCGCUGGAAAAUGAUCGUAAAACAUUUGAGGAUUUAGAAUUCCAGUAUUUGGAAGAAGAAUCUGAAUGGCAUGCAUAUCGCGAGGAGUUACACAACGAAGAAGCGAAUUUGUCCGCGAAAAUAAAGGAGAAACGCAUUGAGUUACAGCAUCUGGAGGGCCAGGAUUUGGGCAACCCUUCAAUGCACGCCAAAACCUUAAAGUCAAAGUUAGUGAAUGCAUGUAAUUUACUAAAAAUGGAGCAAGAGCGCCUAACUGCGAUUGAGAGCAGCAUUUGUGACAUAACCGGCGAAUUGAAAGUGGACACAUCCGAAGAGGACGUCAGCACGGCAUCUUCGAGCUCGCCUAUGCUGCACAACAACCUGGCAGCGGGUGUUAUGUCCCAAUCGCUCUUUGGUUCUGCCGAACUGCUAUGUCCCAAGCGUAGUAGUGCGGAUAUAAUGUCUAAAAGUGUAAAUGAGAAUAUGUUUUUCAACAAUAAAAUUGAACUGCCGGCUCAAGCGCCAGUCACAAGCACUCCUAAACGUAAGCAGCUGUAUGUCGUUGAUAUUGAUGAUGCCGAUUUGCCAUGUAAAAGUCUUGACGCACGGCAUACCACCGAAUGUGCUGAUACAGACCCCGUGCAAUUUGACAAAAGCGAUACACAGAAUGAUGGUCAACAUAGUGAACGGGUUAAAUUUAACCUUUCGCUGGGUAAUGAUGAUUUCGAAGUAAAUCCACUGGAACGUCGUGUGCCAUCGCAGGACGAUAUUGAUCGCAUAUGUAAAGUGACGAGUAGCGCACCCAUUUCAACAAAAGGCGCCAGUACGAGAAUAUUUGAUAGCAUUAAAGAAAUAGAACGCAAUCGGCAACUGCUGCUGGCACAACAAGGUCAUCACGUGAUUGAGCAUGAGCGUCAAAAAAUAAUUGAUUUGAAGAAGAAAUGUCAUGAUGAAGCACGUGCACAAUACCUUCUUAAGUUGAAUAACGGUGAAAGCGAGUAAGUAGUGAACAAUUUACAAUUUC
This is a messenger RNA of Rhagoletis zephyria (snowberry fruit fly), 3644 nucleotides long. RefSeq lists its product as uncharacterized. Gene Ontology annotation, molecular function: protein binding. NCBI's taxonomy places the organism in Eukaryota, Metazoa, Arthropoda, Insecta, Diptera, Tephritidae. The record is from RefSeq and is a predicted model, not a curated record.